Cladophialophora psammophila CBS 110553 is the source of this 882-nucleotide messenger RNA. RefSeq lists its product as uncharacterized. The transcript has a single exon. The coding region runs from base 1 to 882 and encodes 293 amino acids. NCBI's taxonomy places the organism in Eukaryota, Fungi, Ascomycota, Eurotiomycetes, Chaetothyriales, Herpotrichiellaceae. The record is from RefSeq and is a predicted model, not a curated record.
AUGGCUGACCUCGCCCGCGAGGAGGCAGACCGUUAUUUCUCCCAUCGAGACCACCCAACUUCCCAUCCCGAGGACCGCGACGACAGGGACAACGACUCCGACCUCGACCCUGAGCCUGAACCUGCAUUUGACAAUCUCUCAGACCCUGGUACAGACGACGACAUCGCCGGCAACAUGGCGACUAUGACUACCACAAAGACCACCUAUCAUCUACCUUCACAAGUUCAUUAUGCCAACACUGGGCCCAAAGGUGUCAUUGCAGACGCACAAUCCUUCGCCCGUGCCAAACAAUCAACCUUCCGUCAACGACUGGCCAGCUUCGCCAACAACCUGACCUCAAGCGGCAAGCCGGCAGCAAUCCCCACCGUCACAGAAAAGGGCGACAAACGCAAAACCAUCAUCUCUGGGUCUCCCAAAUCAACCACAUCCUCCAACUCCGAGGCCAGCCUCGCUCUCUCCGACGACGAGGCCGAUUCAGAAUUUAUGAAAACCUGGCGAGCCACCCGCCUGCAAGAGCUCUCCUCCCAAUCCCAAUCCACCUACGGCUCCCACCGAAAACACCUCCCCAGCCAACGCACCUGGGGCAUGUUCAUGGAAGUCGACGCGAAUGGCUAUCUGGACGCAAUCGAAAAAGUCUCGAAUAAGACGGUGGUCGUCGUCAUGAUAUACGACCCUUUGUCCAGUACCAGUGCUGAGGUGGAAGAUGAGCUGAGUAUGCUUGCCUACAAACAUAAUACUACUCGCUUCAUCAAGUUGCACCAUGAAAUUGCGGAGAUGGAGACUGUUGAGAUCCCCGCUAUCUUGGCUUACAAGGCUGGUGAUGUGUUUGCUACGAUAUCCGGCGCAAAGGCAGAGGGUUUAGAAGGUGUUUUGAUGAAGUGA